AUGGUAGCUAUAAAAGCCACCCACAUCGUCCGGCCGGCCAGCCCCACCCCAAACGAGACCAUGUACUUGAACUCGUGCGAUCAAAUCAAAGAUAUCACCCACACCCCGACCAUCUACUUCUACAAGCACUCCCCAAACCUCGUCUCUGAAAACCCGAUCCUCGCACUAAAGGACUCCCUUAGCAAAGUCCUCGUCUCCUUCUACCCGCUCGCCGGCCGGCUGACCUGGGAUGCCGAGGGCGGCAACCGUGUUGAGCUCCGGUGCAACGCAGCCGGCGUUCCCAUUCUGGAGGCCGAGUCGGCCUCCAGGAUCGAGGACUUCGGGGACUUCACUCCGGGCCCCGAGAUCCAAGCUCUUAUACCAACCGUCGACUACACGGCCCCACUCGACGAGAUCCCGCUCGUCAUGGCCCAAAUGACUCGGCUCGCCUGUGGCGGUCUCGCCCUCGGGCUCGAAAUCUCCCACGUCAUGGCCGACGGGCCCAGCGCCCUCCACUUCGUCGGCGAGUGGGCUAAUCUCGCUCGUGGAGGCGCAGACCCCACCGUCUCCCCAUUCCUUGACCGGAGGGUGGUCGAUGGUGGCGGCGAGGACAACAUGGAGCAGAAGAGGAAGCCCACCUGCAUGGCCUUCCUCCGGCUGACCCAGCUGCAGAUCGAGAAGAUCCGCAGCAAGGCCGACGUAGAUUAUCCCGAGAAGAUAAAGUUCGGGUCGAGACGGGGUUACAGUCGGUUCGAGGCUGUCGCCGCGCACGUCUGGCAGUGCACGAGCAAGGCGCGGGCCCACGUGCCGGAGCAGCAGACGAGCCUCCACUUCAUGGCCGACUUCCGGAACAAGAUGAAACCUCCCCUACCGAAGAACUAUUUCGGGAACGCGUUGAUAUGCGCGGAGGCCAUGGACACGUCCGGGAGCCUCCUGGCGAGCCCGAUCGGGAACGCGUGCUGGAAAAUACGGGAGGCUGUGGAGGGGGUGACUGACGGGUCAGUGAGGGGAUACCUCGAUUUUUUGAAGGGUUUGUCGGACGUGGGGCGGUUUAGGUCACUCGACAACAACGGGCGGCCCAAGGGGGACUUUUACGGGAACCUGAACCUAGCGAUCAUAAGUUGGAUGGGUUUGCCGCUAUACGGGACGGACUUCGGGUGGGGGAGCGAGGUCCAUGUGGGCCCGGGGCAGAUGGGGUUCGACGGGAAGACGUUUAUUAUACCGGGAAGGGAAGGAGAUGGUUCGUUGAACGUGGCCAUAUGGCUGCAGGAUGAGCAUAUGGGUGCUUUCAAGAAGUGCUUCUACGAUGAUAUUUGA
Molecule: messenger RNA, 1296 nt
Organism: Striga asiatica
Lineage: Eukaryota; Viridiplantae; Streptophyta; Magnoliopsida; Lamiales; Orobanchaceae
Source: the annotation of a GenBank genome assembly